Molecule: messenger RNA, 1254 nt
Organism: Lasiodiplodia theobromae
Lineage: Eukaryota; Fungi; Ascomycota; Dothideomycetes; Botryosphaeriales; Botryosphaeriaceae
Exons: 2
Coding region: 1-1254 (417 amino acids)
Source: RefSeq, a predicted model, not a curated record
AUGAACUGCCGCGCAAGACUCCUCUUGCGCUACGUCGCGCGGGGAUACAGUCCUUCUUCUACCACCACCACGACCUCCUCAUUCAGGCAACACUUCCUCAAACCCUUCUCCUCAAUGGCGACUCAGGAGCCUCAAGAGGGUGCUCGCGCCUCCGUCACCUUCCCUGUCACAUCAGCGGAUCUGGCAAGCGCCAUUUCGCCGGACCCGAACGACCGGUUCCCCAAGGUCUUCGCUACCGCACGCCUUGUAGCCAUCAUGGAAAUCGCCAGCGCCCGUGUGUUGGAGCCGUCCCUCGGCACCGGCCAGCUCUCGGUCGGGGUGCGGAUAGAUGCCACGCACUCAGCACCGACGCCAGAGGGCGAAAGCGUCACCGCGGAGGCAACUUUCACCGGAAAGGAAGGGAAGUUGUCCUUCGAACGCACCGUCUCAUCCCGCUCCUCCGCCACGCCCGUCCAAUACGGCUGGGAGGAGCUCCUGGACCAGAAGAUCGACAUCCUCAAAGAAGCCAGCCUGAGCGGCAACAAGCACCUCCUCUCCCUCUCCACCAUCGAGUUGCAAGACCGCCUCGACCACGUCGCCACCUUCCGCCGCGAAGCCAUGGCCCUCAGUCCGCACACCUACGACUCAACCCACGAGAUCAUGCAAGCCCUCGAGCAGCACUGCCUAAACGCCAGCAAGGACGUCAAGAGCGACACGGACGAGGUCAGGAGCGAGAUGGAAUCGCGAGCCAGCAAAGACGCCGACCGGGACGAGUGGGAGCAGCUUCUCGACGAGAAGAUCGACAUGCUGAAAAACCGCAGCGCCGAGCGCUGGGAUGACCUGCGGUCGUUCGGCAAGCGCCGCAUCCGCGAGCUGCCCGAGCGCCUGCAGACCGCCGCCGCGCGUGCGUACAUCGGCGGCCUAAACGCUGUCAUGCAAUUCGUCCACAACUCUGUUCAGUGGCUGGGCGGCGCUGUAGACACCGUCUCCCAGUGGUACCGGCAGGCGUGGGCGAAGAUCAAGGAGUGGGAGUAUGCCACCAAGAACUGGUUCGAGGGGGCUUACAACACCAUCCGCGGCUGGUUUAGCGCCUAUAUCGACCGGUUUGGCGAGCCUUGCUCGCCGAGGCCGAACAGGACGACUACUGUUCCUCUGCAUAGCGCGAAAGGGCUGCCGGAUCUGGAGAACAUUACGGCGAGGUUGGAGAAGGUUGGGUUGGAUCGGUUUCUCCUGGUGAAGAAGGGUGAUGAGUGGGUAGUACAGCUGUCUUUGUAG